UCAAACCUGGUAUUGGACAGCUUAAAAUAUAAACUUUUUUUCAAUGUCCAUGCAAUUUGAUGUUGAUGGGCUAAAGGAUUGUGAUCAAUUGGUCCUUGAGCGUCUGCAACAGUCUUCAAGCAUUGGGCAGGAAAAAGGGAUGCACAUGGAUGAACUUUGCCAACAGCUGAAACUUCCCAUGGAGAAGAUCAAUCCAGGAGGUUGCACUAUGGCGGGGGCUCAAGAUCAAUUGCGGAAGCUCAAUGAGACAGUUACCAGGAUUAAGGGUGUGAUUCAAGACGCUGAGGAGCAGGCACAAAAACAGAACCAUCAAAUCGAAGACUGGCUCAUGAAGCUGCGGGAAGCUGUAUAUGAUGCAGAGGAUUUGCUGGACGAUUUCUCAACACAAGCUCUGCGGAAACAGUUGAUGCCUGGGAAAAGAGUAUCGAGGGAGGUACGCCUUUUGUUCUCAAGAUCAAACCAAUUUGUGUAUGGUUUACGGAUGGUUCAUAGAGUAAAAGCUCUCAGAGAGAGACUAGGUGACUAGAGAAUAGGAAAAAAGAAGUAUCUUCUUGUAUUAGAUGAUCUGUGGGAUGGUGAGGAUGGCCUGGAUGGUGAAAAAUGGGAUAGGUUGAAGGAGUUUUUAUCACGUGAUGCAGUAGGAAGUAAGAUAGUGGUAACUACACGUUCUCAUUUAAGUGAUUCAGAUAUUGAUUUGUAUGAUAAAAUGUUGCAAAGCCUCCAACCAAACUCGAAUCUUCAAGAGUUGGAAGUGGUAGGGUAUAGAGGUACGAGGUUUCCAAGUUGGCUUUCAAAUCUCUCAAAUCUGGUAAGGAUUCAUCUAGAAAAUUGUACAAGACUUGAGCAUAUCCCUCCCUUAGAUGGAAUCCCUUCUCUUGAAGAUUUGUUGAUGACAGAUGUGGAAAGUUUGGAGUACAUAGAUAGUGAGGGGGUUGGAGGAAGAAGAGUGUUUCUCCCAUCUUUAAGGGAACUUCGUAUCUUUUAUUGUCCUAGACUGAAGGGAUGGUGGAAGAAGAGUAGAGACGAGUCAACAAUAGAAAAAGGGCUGAGAAUGCUCUGUUUUCCACGUCUUUCUUCCUUCAAAAUAAGACGGGAAAAUUGAAGGAACUAGGUAUUUAUUUCAUUAAUGAUAUGGAAUCUCUUCCAGAAGUGGGGCUGCAAAAUCUCUCUUCUCUUGGACAGCUAUCUGAGUCUCAAGGGAUGAUACCCUACCUUCCCUCUUUGCAAUUCUUAAGAAUCGACGGCUGCAGUGAAGAGGUGAGCGGAAGAACAGGAGGAUGGGAAACGAGAGCGAGUAGGAAUGGCCUAUCAUUAAACAUAUUGUAAUUGAUGGGCACUACAUUCAAAUGGAUGGUCGCUAUGUAAAGGGUGGAGGAUACCAAGGAAUAUUAUUAGAGCAUUUUCAACGAACAUAUACGGAAGGUAUUUAACCUCUCCCUUCCUUCAUUUAAUUUAAUUUAUUAUCAUCAUCAUUAUUAUUAUUAUUAUUACUCCAUACUCUUCCUCUCUAUUUAUUUUGCUACCCAUAAACCUCAUCUUUUCAUAUUUGAUGGUUAGAGCAUUUUCACCGUGCAGCAUUUAACCGUACGGAUAUUAUUUAACCGAGCAUUUUCAUCUUUAUUCUUAAAUACAAAGGUUUUUAACCUCUCCCUCCCUUCCUUCCUUCAUUUAAUAUCUUUUAUUAUUACUCCAUACUCUCUCUCUCCAACUCUGUAAUUAUUUAUUUUAUUAUCCACAAAUCUCAUAUGAUAAAAUUAUUAUUUUUUCUUUAAAAGUUGGUAACAGUUCUCAAUUAACUGGGAGAGGGGUUCAUUGAACCAAAAUUUCCCAAAAUUUCUCAAUUAAAUGAUAGUAACUACAAAAAGGAAAGCCUUCUCCAAUCACCUAAUCUGUACUCAAAAUUUUGAUUUUUUUUUAUAUAAAAAAACAGAACUCGAAAACAAAAAAAAAAACUGAAGGCACAAUGAUGGUGUUGGAGCUACCUAGAGACUAACAUUGUUGUCACUGAAUACCAGUCCUGCAAAAGUAAGCUUCAUAUCGCUCCCAUUUCCCCUGUUUUUUUUUUAAUGUUAUUACUUAUUUUAGACCCUUUGUUUGAUUUCCUAGAAAGUUAGAAAUUUAACAAAUGCAAUUGAGAAAGUCAAUUGAAAAGGUCUCUGUCUUGGUAGUCUCAGGUUUUCAAAUUUACCGCUCCUUUUCCUUACAGUCGAAAUAUACAAAGUAACUGUUUAGCCCAUUUUUUUAUUUCUAAGGAGGAGUUUUUACAAGUUACUGGCAUAAGUUAUUGUCAUCGGCCUGAUCUUUGAUAAAGCUGAAAAGGUUUUUUAUGUUGGUCUCACUGUAGAUGAUCGAAAAGGCCGAUCUACAUUAUUUUUAUCCGCCAUUAUUGGAUUUUGAUCCUGUUUUUUGAAGGACAGGAGACCCUGUGCCGUUUUCUACUUCCAGUCCCACCCAUCCACAAUAUAGAAGAUAGUAGAGAGGCUCAGUAUCCUAUAUAUGUCAACAUCCUGACCCACGGGAUCUGCAUUAUUUUUAUCCGCCAUUAUUGGAUUUUGAUCCUGUUUUUGAAGGACAGGAGACUCUGUGCCGUUUCCUACUUCCAGUCCCACCCACCCACCCACAAUAUAGAAGAAAGUAGAGAGGCAGGGAAAGAAGAGAAAAUGAUGGAAUGCAAUUAUAGUCGUAGCUGGACUCGAUAAAACAAUCCUACUUUAUCUUUUUCAUAGCUAUCAUAUGCGUAGGUGAUUGAAGAUCGCACAAAUAAAUUUAUUUUUUGAAGACAAGUUUAGAAGUGUACAGCCGCCGGUAAUAUAUUAUUUUCCGGAAGACUCAAUUACUCAUUAAAUAAUAAAUUUAGGCAGAAGGAGAUGAGACUGUCAUGUAUGUUUGCUCUGAUACCAUGUUUGAAUAGAAAAAGCUCACUGAA
Molecule: messenger RNA, 2926 nt
Organism: Populus nigra (black poplar)
Lineage: Eukaryota; Viridiplantae; Streptophyta; Magnoliopsida; Malpighiales; Salicaceae
Product: putative disease resistance protein At1g50180
Exons: 3
Coding region: 44-526 (160 amino acids)
Source: RefSeq, a predicted model, not a curated record